ACUGUGCACAUGCACCUGCACCCCAACCCCAGCACAUGCUCACUGAGCCGGCUCCACAGACCAUGAGGCUGUCACCGCUGCUGCUACUGCUGCUGGGGGCCUGUGCCAUCCCGGGGGGCCUUGGGGACAGGGCCCCACUCUCAGCCACUGCCCCCCAGCUGGAUGACGAGGAGAAGUACUCAGCUCACAUGCCGGCUCACCUGCGCUGUGAUGCCUGCAGGGCCGUGGUCUACCAGAUGCAGCAACAUCUGACAAAGGCAGAGGCCAAGCUUCACACCCUGGACUCCGAGGGCCAUCACAGGCUGAGUGAGUCUGUAUACACAGAUGUUCUGGAUCAGAGCUGUUCCCAGACCUGGCAGGACUACGGAGUUCGAGAAGUAGACCAGGUGAAACGACUCAUAGGCCCAGGACUUAACAAGGGGCGGGAGCCGAGCAUCAGCGUGAUGAUCAUGGGGGGCCCGUGGCCCGGCAGGCUCGCUGCCACCUGCUGGCACUACGUGGGGGAGUUUGGAGAAGACCAGAUCUAUGAAGCCCACCAACAAGGUGCGGAGGCUCUGGAGGCAUUGCUGUGCGGGGGCCCCCGAGGGGCCUGCUCCGAGGAGACCCCCCGCCCACGGGCAGAGCUCUAGACCCGCUCCUCCUGUCCUUCCUGGUCAGCCCAGAGGAGCGCCGGGCUUCCUCCGGACCUGCCCCCCUACGUUCUGCAAGCUGCCUGGAAGGCUGUCGUCUGUGCUGACACUCUCUGUCCCCACGCCCGCUUGGGGGCCCUGGGGCCCGGGUGGGGGCCAAGGUCUGCCCCCUGGACUCAAAUAAAACCUGGUGACCUCGGA
Phacochoerus africanus (Common warthog) is the source of this 830-nucleotide messenger RNA. It is a transcript of the gene MZB1, whose product is annotated as marginal zone B and B1 cell specific protein. The coding region runs from base 36 to 629 and encodes 197 amino acids. Lineage: Eukaryota; Metazoa; Chordata; Mammalia; Artiodactyla; Suidae. Gene Ontology annotation, biological process: regulation of B cell proliferation. Gene Ontology annotation, cellular component: extracellular region; endoplasmic reticulum chaperone complex. The transcript is spliced from 4 exons. The record is from RefSeq and is a predicted model, not a curated record.